AUGCCCCGCGCCGGCCUCCCCGCCCGCGCACCGGGCGACAGGUGCUGCGGGCGCCGCCGGUCGCCUCGAAAUGCGAGCUACCUGGACAGAGCUGGAUCAGGGCAGCUCAAGGUCACAAGAAGUUGGAUUGGCAGGAAGGAGUAUCAGGGCCCCAGCCUGGCCCACCUGUGUGGCUGGGAGCUGGGGGACUCACAGAAACCCUCAGUAUCCAGCCGUGGGCCAAAGACACAAUCAAGCAAAAAGAUGAUGGCUCCAUGCCCUGCCCUGUCCCGGUCGUGGAAGCAGGACCGUGAGCAGACUCUGGCGUCGGCCUAUGUGCCAGUGGCAGUGGACCCCAGGGGGCAGAACCCAGACAAGCUCAGGUUCAACUUCUACACCUCCCAGUACUGCAACUCCCUGAACCCCUUCUACACCUUGCAGAAGCCCACCUGUGGCUACCUGUACCGCCGGGAUACUGACCACACCCGCAAGCGCUUUGACGUGCCUCCUGCCAACCUGGUCUUGUGGCGCACCUAG
Molecule: messenger RNA, 516 nt
Organism: Diceros bicornis minor
Lineage: Eukaryota; Metazoa; Chordata; Mammalia; Perissodactyla; Rhinocerotidae
Gene: CIMIP3
Product: ciliary microtubule inner protein 3
Exons: 3
Coding region: 1-516 (171 amino acids)
Source: RefSeq, a predicted model, not a curated record